Aspergillus chevalieri is the source of this 2295-nucleotide messenger RNA. Its product is annotated as putative acid phosphatase. Gene Ontology annotation, biological process: protein modification process. The record is from RefSeq and is a predicted model, not a curated record. Gene Ontology annotation, cellular component: P-body. Bases 1 to 2295 code for a protein of 764 amino acids. The transcript is spliced from 4 exons. NCBI's taxonomy places the organism in Eukaryota, Fungi, Ascomycota, Eurotiomycetes, Eurotiales, Aspergillaceae. Gene Ontology annotation, molecular function: hydrolase activity.
AUGCAUAUUCUGGUUACCAACGACGACGGGCCGCCGUCGAAUCAGUCGUCGCCCUACAUCCAUUCCCUCAUCCACACGCUGCAGAACGCCGGGCACAUUGUAUCAGUGGUCCUCCCGCAUCAACAGCGAUCAUGGGUCGGUAAAGCCCACAUUGUCGGCGCCUCCGUGGUGCCAACCUACUUCCGCCCCGGCACCCUCCAUGAAGACGAUGGGACGGUCCACCACCUGCCCCGUGGGUGCGAUCCCGCUGAAGACGACGACGAAGGCGAAGGUGACGAAUGGAUCCUGAUUAACUCGACACCGGCAAGUUGCGUCCAGAUCGGUCUCUACCACUACUUCCAAGACCGGGGUCCGAUAGAUCUGAUCAUCUCCGGUCCUAACUAUGGCCGGAAUACCACUGCAUUGUUCGCGCUGUCGAGUGGUACUAUCGGUGCUGCGAUGGAGGGUGCUGUCUGCGGCAAACGAUCAAUCGCACUGUCCUACGCUUUCAGUUCGCGCAACCACGACCCCGUCGUUAUCGCGGAAGCGUCGCGCCAUUCGGUCAAGCUUAUUGAAUACCUGAUGAACAACUGGGCCGAUAACGUGGACUUGUACAGCAUCAACGUUCCAUUGGAGCCCGGUGUCAGUCAAUGUAAGACUGUAUAUACGGAGAUGCUUGACAACCGGUGGUCGUCGGGUAGCUGUUUCACGGCCGUGGACCCUCUGGCGGCGCAGCAGGACCCCGAUACGCAAGAGAAGAGAUUGCGUGAACAAGGCGAGAAGACUGGGACAGCACCUGAUGUGCCUGCUCCAGCACCUGGAAAGAGGUCAAAACAUCAGCACAAGCAUUUCCAAUGGGGUCCGAACUUCGGGGAUAUUUUUAGGAGUGUGGAAGAGAGUGGACCGGGGAAUGAUGGCCGUGCUGUUAGAGAGGGGAUGACAAGCGUUACACCUCUAAGGGCAAACUUCAUGCAUACACCGAAUAUCCAAGGGGAGAUUAAGCUACCGGACCAUGGAUCUUCCGCUGCCCUACACUACGUCGUCGAUUGUGACGAUGACUACGUCCAAGACUUGAUGGCGCAAGCACUACAGAGCCGUCUGGGAACUACUACUUGCCGGUCUAUUUCUUCUCUGCUAGAGCUGCCAAAGCGAAACCUGCCCGUUUUCCAGUACCGGGAAUACGAACGCCUCGACUUUGAACAUGUCAUGAUGCAUACGUCCACAUCGCUGGCCAACGCCUACAUCAUCCGAAAAGCGCUUAUUCGCAAGCAUUACCUGUCGAACACGGUGUCCAACUGGGUCUCAAAGCACCCGGACAGUCUUCUGCGGAAUCACUUCAAAUUUGGCUUUGACUUCGAGUUGGACUAUGCUGAGUUCCUCGAUGAUGCAUUGUUAGAGGCGUACGAGCUGCGCGACAGCUUGGGAAAGAACGAACAGAGACCCGACUCUGAAAAGGAAUGGUGGAUUCUUAAGCCCGGAAUGAGUGAUCGCGGACAGGGAAUCCGUUUGUUCAACAGCGAGGAUCAACUUCGUGAAAUCUUCGAGGAGUGGGAAGUUGAUGAAUCUGACAUUGAGAGUGAUUCAGAGUCUACCCGUGAACAGGCCGAAAAAGCCAAGGAUGAGGAGGAAGGAAAGUCGGGAGAUCAGGGUGUGGUCACCUCUCAACUACGCCAUUUCAUUGCCCAGCCAUACAUUGACCCUCCGCUCCUCCUGCCGUCCUCCUCCAACCGCAAGUUUCACAUCCGCACAUACAUCCUCGCUGUGGGGGCCCUGAAAGUUUAUGUCUUCAAGGAAAUGUUGGCCCUAUUCGCUGCCAAAUCCUACUGUUCCCCAUGGGAGGCCGAAGAUGAAGUGAUCGAUCUUGCCCGGCACCUGAGCAACACCUGUUUUCAGGAAGGGGGCAGCGCCAACGAAGGUAGCGUGCGACGAUUCUGGAAGCUCGAGUCUGAGGUCCCUGGACUCAGCUCGGACUGGAAGGAGAAGGUCUUUGACCAGAUUUGUGCCAUCACAGGCGAAGUAUUCGAAGCUGCGGCCAGAGGCAUGAUGGUUCACUUCCAGACCCUCCCCAACGCUUUCGAGUUAUUCGGAGUGGACUUCAUGGUCGAUGAGGCUGGGACUGUUUGGUUGUUGGAAUUGAACGCUUAUCCGGAUUUCGCGCAGACUGGCGACGAGCUGAAGGAAGCUGUCGUCGGGCGUUUGUUCGAAGAGACGGUGGAUGUUGCUGUGAAGCCGUUCUUCGGUCUUGAGGAGAAGUCCGUGGAUGGGACCGAACAUAUGAAGUUGGUGGCUAAUCUGGACCUGGGAAGGAAUUUUUAG